Messenger RNA from Hirsutella rhossiliensis, 1374 nucleotides. RefSeq lists its product as uncharacterized. The transcript has a single exon. Lineage: Eukaryota; Fungi; Ascomycota; Sordariomycetes; Hypocreales; Ophiocordycipitaceae. The record is from RefSeq and is a predicted model, not a curated record. Bases 1 to 1374 code for a protein of 457 amino acids.
AUGUCGAAUGUUCCCAUCAAUAUCGAGGCUCUGCACGAGAUUACCAUCGGGCGAACCCAGGAUCCGAAAGAUAGGUCCAAAAUUGAUACUCUUGAGAAGCUAGUUGGUGGUUUGUCGUCUAAGGAGUUGCGUCAGGUUCGCACGGCCUACGUAAAUCGCUACUACGUUGACCCGGAACACCACCUCCGUAACUUUGAUGUAUACCAAGAGUUUGCCCCCCUUCGAAUCGAUCCUGCUAUUCUCAGCGAGUUGCUGGGCAUUUUAAACAAAUCUGAAAUCCAAAACGAGGUCGCUUAUAUCGGACAACUUCUUAAAAAAGCGAAGAACAGGUCUUUGACUCUACAUGAUCGGAUAGAGUAUUAUAGCUGUCUUCCACGCAUUGGCUUGUGGGACUCGCCCGCCCGCAAAUAUCCUGGCAACAAGAACGUCGAUUCCUAUGAGCGACGCCUCCGUGUUAAGGCUUGGUCGAAGGCCUCUGACGUGGACUUCGAUGAGGCUCUAAGGGAGAUAGAGCGCUGUCUACCUAAGGUGACGGUCGAACUCGAAACACCAAGGCAAAAAAAUAUUGCGGUUAUUGCAAGCUCGCACGGCGCACAGUGGCAGGAGCUUGUCGACUGGGCGCUCGGAGUUCUCGACAAAGGUUACACGGUGCGCGUCUUUACCCCUUUUGGACGGCCGGUCGCAAUUCAGCGUGAUAGCAUGCUAGUCCGUGAGCCACCGACAGAGGCUGUUGCGGUUGCCUUAGGUCUUCCAGGCGUUGGUCUUGGAGCCCCCCUUCGCUUGGAUCCUCUCCGCUUGCCCAAAGACCGCCUUGACAAUUUGCUUGGGAACGCAGUCGGGGCCGAUCAAUUUGAUGCGAGCAAAUUUGGAGCCGUUUACCUAGCAGGCGGACUUGGUUUCAAUGAGGAUGUGGCAGUCACCUCCCCGAAGAGUGUCACCGAUUCUGCGCACGCUAAUAUUCAAGCGUCACCCAACAUCGCCCAAAUGAUGCGUCGCGCAGUUGAACAUCGGCUCCCCAUUAUAGCACUUUGCCACGGUCCCACGCUCUUGGCAUGUUUAGACAUUGAUAUUGAUGGGAAGCGCGAGAAGUUGGUCAAAGGCGUGGAAGUAGCUGCACUCCCGGCGCUAGAGCCCAUGGUGCAUGCGCAGGGGAAGUUGGAACCGCAGUUCAGCUUUUACACAUGGAAGACACACGAGGUGCUCGCCGAAGCCGGAGCUGUGGUUGACGAAGAGGCGGACUUGAAGGACAUGACAAGAGUUAAAACUGGCGUUCGCGACGGCUUGCAUCUCGCUACAGGCCCUGGACCCCAGACUGCAUGGAACUUGGUCGACGCAACCACAUCAGUCAUUAAGAAACGCUGGGCAGCGAUUUAA